AUGUAAUACAUGUAUAUUCAGUUUUUGAAAAUUAAAUUUGUCGCUCUCAUUUUAAUGUGCGUUUUACCCGUAUAGAAUUAAUUAGGAGAUAGUCUUUCUGUAUAAGAUUGUUGUUUCUGUUGUUUUUAGACUUCAAUAUAGAAUAGGAUGUCUGAUUUUGAAGAACAAGUGUUGAUUAGUCCAAGUUCUGUUACCUCGGAUUUUACUUUUGUGCCACAAGAAGAAGGGAAGUAUGAUACCCCAGCAAGCCUUAAGUACACCAGCAUGUCAGCAUCUACAGGUGAAGUAACAGUAGAUAUGAUGGACCAAUCUUUCUCAGGAAACAUUGCUCAACCCAAUAAUACAACACCGGGUGGUGCUAAUGGAACUUUUGGAACCAUGCUUAGAAAACGAGGUUAUGCUUGGCUUCUUGAAUCUGAUGAAAUAGAUGAUGAAGAUGGAAUGAAUGAGAAACCAAUAUUGGAGGAACUUGACAUUGAUUUGAAGGAUAUUUAUUACAAAAUAAGAUGUGUUCUACUACCAAUACCUUCCCUUGGCUAUAAUCGUCAAAUUGUGCGAGACAACCCUGACUUUUGGGGACCACUUGUCGUUGUGCUGUUGUUCUCAAUGGUGUCUUUGUACGGACAAUUUCGGGUUGUUUCAUGGAUUUUAACAAUGUGGGUUUUUGGAUCUUUGAUUAUUUUCCUGCUUGCCCGUGUGUUAGGAGGAGAAGUUGGUUAUUCACAAUGUCUUGGUGUAAUUGGGUAUUCACUCAUUCCACUGAUUAUUACAGCUGCUGUCUUAGUUCUUAUAAGAAAUACUGAACCUUUUGCGUUCAUAGUACGGACUCUUGGAAUAUUUUGGGCCGCUUAUAGCGCAGGUUCUCUUCUUGUGGAUGACGCAUACAAACAAAAGAAACCACUUCUAAUUUAUCCAAUAUUUCUGCUCUACAUUUAUUUUUUCUCUUUAUACUCUGGAGUGUGAAAUUUCAUCUCUCGUUUUACCCGUUUUAUUUAUUUUCUCACGGUGGAUUUUAGUAUUCUUUCUAUAUCUACAUGUUUUUUGCUUGUUAAAGUACCUACGGCAGCGAAGCACUAGUUAGAACAGAUUCUCAUUACACUUGACUGUUUUAUUAUAAUUACAUUACCCAACCGCUGUUUUGGCUUUUAGUAGCGCCUAUUAAGUAGUUUCUAUAUAUAUAUAUAUAUAUAGGAACCUAUUUAUACGUUGUUUUGCAGUUCAUGCUAAUACACUUGUUCUCAUACCCAA
This is a messenger RNA of Ciona intestinalis (vase tunicate), 1248 nucleotides long. Its product is annotated as protein YIPF4-like. The record is from RefSeq and is a predicted model, not a curated record. NCBI's taxonomy places the organism in Eukaryota, Metazoa, Chordata, Ascidiacea, Phlebobranchia, Cionidae. Gene Ontology annotation, cellular component: trans-Golgi network; membrane. Gene Ontology annotation, biological process: vesicle fusion with Golgi apparatus; endoplasmic reticulum to Golgi vesicle-mediated transport.